This is a messenger RNA of Westerdykella ornata, 1060 nucleotides long. RefSeq lists its product as uncharacterized. The coding region runs from base 119 to 862 and encodes 247 amino acids. Lineage: Eukaryota; Fungi; Ascomycota; Dothideomycetes; Pleosporales; Sporormiaceae. The transcript is spliced from 3 exons. The record is from RefSeq and is a predicted model, not a curated record.
AGGCCACCAAUCACACUUCGCCCUGCGCCGGCGUUGGACCCUCGACGUCAGCCUUGCAACCAACCCCUCGUCCGUGUUCUGACCCGGUUUUGAGCCCCGCCAACCCUAGCACUGCAACAUGGCCCUCCUCGCCUUCAAAGCAAUCGAUUACGGCGCAGACCACAUACCAGAUCGCUUCUGGGAAAAGCUUCCAGGUGGCUUCUUUACGCCCGCUGACAAGAAGAAGGCGAAGCACAAGAACAGAGACGGUCGAACGAGGCGGGAACUGCCACAUAGCAGCAGUGAAGAGCGACGAGCCCACAGAGAUACAAACCCUCCAACCGAUUACUCCGAUUUCAGCGCGUACGACGAUACAGACCACGAGCGCGAGUAUAGGGACAGACAGCGUCGGCGCCGUGCCAAGAGCGUUGGACAGAGCCCGAGCCGCGAGAUAAACUACGGCCGUGGUAGAGACGGAGGAAUACAACGAAGCAGUGACUUCGACGACGUAUACGACAUGGAUCGCUCAGAGCGUGCGCCGCAAUUUCCUCCCCCUCCAGCCUCCGAGUACAAGCCAUACAACCCGGCAGACUAUGCUCCACCCAUGGGGAACGAGUACGGCCGACGCUCGUCGGCCAGGCCCGAGUACGGCCCUCAGCGCUUCACCCUUCAACCGCCCAGGCACGGUACACACCCGCAGGCUACUCCCCCUCUCCGAUUCCUCCACCCGGCGCAGACUACAACCUCUACCAACCCCGCGAGUACGAGCCGCCUGUCCCAGAGGCAUACAGCCCCCAGCCAGCACCUUACAAAGCGCCCGGCAACUCUUACCCUUCCCCACCACCGCUCUACCGGCACCGGUCCCGCUCUCAGCCUUCCAUAACCUCGUACGAAGACAACCAACUCACCCCCUACUACGAGCCGCCGAGUCGUCAUGACAGCAACUCAUCUUCGCGGCGCCAUCGUCACGAUCACGAUGAUGGAAAGCGUCACAGGGCAAAGUCAGCUGGACACCGCCGUGGCCGCAGUCGCGGUCGGGUUGCUGACAAACUUCGCGAAAGGUGCGGCGAUUGUUGGAUUU